Messenger RNA from Aureobasidium namibiae CBS 147.97, 1662 nucleotides. Its product is annotated as tRNA(m5U54)methyltransferase. Gene Ontology annotation, biological process: tRNA processing. The record is from RefSeq and is a predicted model, not a curated record. NCBI's taxonomy places the organism in Eukaryota, Fungi, Ascomycota, Dothideomycetes, Dothideales, Saccotheciaceae. Bases 1 to 1662 code for a protein of 553 amino acids. The transcript has 2 exons. Gene Ontology annotation, molecular function: tRNA (uracil(54)-C5)-methyltransferase activity, S-adenosyl methionine-dependent.
AUGGCCGACUCAGCUCCCGCUCAGUCCAAUCAGCCUCAGAAAAGGAAAUUCAAUGAGGGCAAGAGACAUUUCAAGAAGAACAAGAAGCAAAAGCAGACGACCGUCAAGGAAGGCUCAAAUGAAGAGGUCUUGAUCGCAGAUGUAUGCGCAUUGCUCGAGAAGCACUCGAUCGCUUCCAAGCCCGACGAAGCACAAGACCCUGUUCCUCAACUACCCGAACCAUUCACCGAGUACGAUCUAACCAUCCAAGAACUCUCCUCCACUGGCGAUGGUCUCGCUGUCAUUCCCGGAUCCUCCCAAGUCGCCGUUGUACCCUUCACCGCUCCCGGCGACAAGGUCACCGUCAAGAUCAUCAAGCAUUUGCAAGACACAAACUACACUUUGACCGACUUCGUCAAGGUCCUUGAGCCGUCGACACACCGCGAUGACUCCCUACCAAAGUGUGGCUACUUCUCCAAGUGUUCGGGAUGUCAGUUCCAGUUCCUGCCCUACCAAUACCAGCUGGACCACAAGAGGAGCAUCGUCGAGAAGGCCUACAAGAACUUCUGCAACUUGCCCGCACAUCUCAUUCCUGCUAUUGGAGACACGAUCGGCUCACCCCUGCAAUACGGCUACCGCACAAAGCUCACGCCUCACUUCGACGGCCCUCCUGGUGGUAGAAGAGACAGACGUCAAGGUGUCAAGGCUGUUUUCUCUGAGGUCCCACCUAUCGGUUUCAUGCUGAAGGGUACUCGCAAGACUAUGGACAUUGAGGAUUGCCCUAUCGGUACGGAUGCCGUGCGCAUGGGUAUGAAGAGCGAGAGACAAAGAGUCAAGGACCAGCUGGACACAUACCAGCGCGGUGCAACACUUCUGCUGCGUGAAAGCACAAAGCGCAUCGAUAAGAAAGACCUACCGCAAGACCAGCAGACCAACGCCGGUGCUGCCGAGGAACAACCCAUCGAAGACCGCGGCUCGCACAUCCACCGCAAGACCUGCGUCACCGACCAAAACGCCGUAUCCACAGAAUACGUCGACGACUUCCGCUUCGACAACCCGGCCGGCUCCUUCUUCCAGAACAACAACUCCAUCCUCCCCAGCUUCACCCAAUACAUCCGCGACAACAUUCUUCCCAAAGACCAGCCUGAAGACGCACCAAAGAUUACAAACCUCAUCGAUGCAUACUCGGGCAGUGGCCUCUUCACCGUCACCUUGUCACCUCUGUUCAAAAACUCCAUCGGCAUCGAUGUAUCCACGAAAUCCAUCGAGUUUGCCUCCACAAACGCACAACUCAAUAACAUUCCCUCAUCCUCUGCGCGCUUCCUCGCCGGCGAUGCCAACAACAUCUUUGCUGAGAUCAAGUUCCCUGCCAACGAAACUGCUGUGGUCAUUGAUCCCUCACGCAAAGGCUGUGACGAGAAUUUCCUUGGGCAGCUACUAAAAUACGGUCCUGAGAGAGUUUGUUAUGUGAGUUGCAAUGUGCAUACCCAAGCUAGGGAUGUAGGUGUUUUGGUCGGAGGAUUGGCUGGUGUGAAUGGGGGCAAGGGGUUGUAUGAGAUUGAGAGUUUGAGGGGCUUUGACUUUUUCCCACAGACGGGUCAUGUCGAGGGUGUUGCUUUCUUGAGGAAGAAGAAGGAUGUGGUUGCUGCUGCUGCUGCUGCUGCUGCUGCUGCUGCCGAGUAG